Molecule: messenger RNA, 1323 nt
Organism: Cadophora gregata
Lineage: Eukaryota; Fungi; Ascomycota; Leotiomycetes; Helotiales; Ploettnerulaceae
Exons: 4
Coding region: 1-1323 (440 amino acids)
Biological process (GO): intracellular calcium ion homeostasis; calcium ion transmembrane transport
Cellular component (GO): fungal-type vacuole membrane
Molecular function (GO): calcium:proton antiporter activity
Source: RefSeq, a predicted model, not a curated record
AUGACGAACCCACCGAACGGUACGGCGACAGAGACCACGGGUCUGGUGAGCGGACGAGAGAAUGGCGACGCCAAUCGCAGAAAGAGCUCUUUGACGGCCUUCUUCGAGUUCUUUGCGCACAAGAACCAUACGGCGGGAUUGGAGAGUGAGAACCAGUUCGUGAGGAUUCCUGCACAAGUAGUGCAAGCUACUAAAGUGACAUUGUACAGCAACUACGUUAAUAUCCUCCUGGUCUUCGUACCGUUGGGUAUAGUUGCUGGCGCAAUGGGCUGGAAUCCCACGACUGUUUUCAUUCUCAAUUUCUUUGCCAUCGUACCGCUCGCCGCCGUCCUCUCGUUUGCGACUGAAGAGAUAUCCAUGAAGCUCGGUCAGACAAUGGGUGGUCUUUUGAAUGCGACAUUUGGAAAUGCAGUUGAGCUGAUCGUCAGUAUUGUGGCAUUGAAGGAUGGGCAGAUUCGAAUUGUUCAAUCUAGUAUGCUGGGAAGUAUCCUCUCCAAUAUGCUCCUUGUACUUGGAUGUUGCUUUCUCGCAGGUGGCAUUCACAAUACUAGGACAGGAACAGCACAGGGUAUUGAGCAAGACUUCAACUCAACCGUCGCAUCUACAAUGUCCUCAUUGAUGACAGUUGCAGCUGCUUCUCUCAUCAUUCCAGCCACAUUGUAUGCUGCGAUGACGAACUCUAAGGAGAAUGCCGACAAGAACAUCAUUAUCCUAUCCCAUGGCACAUCGAUUAUUCUCCUCAUUCUUUACGUUAUGUACCUCUUUUUCCAACUUCGCACACACGCCAACCUCUUCGACGCAGAGACAGCCGCAGAGGAUGAAGAUGGAGAAGAGGAGGAGCCACAAUUGAGCCCUUGGGCAGCUGGAGGUGUUCUCUUGGUCGUCACCAUUGCGGUAGCAGUAUGCGCCGAGUACCUUGUCGGAUCCAUUGACUCUCUCGUCGAGACCGCGCACAUUUCAAAGACCUUCAUUGGACUCAUUCUCCUUCCGAUUGUCGGAAAUGCUGCCGAGCAUGUCACAGCUAUUGUGGUCGCCUUGAAGGACAAGAUGGACUUGGCUAUGGGGGUUGCAAUUGGUAGCUCAAUGCAGAUUGCCCUUCUCGUCACCCCGGCUUUGGUCCUUCUCGGAUGGGCUAUCGACGUCCCCAUGACACUUCACUUCGAGCUCUUCGAGACCGUCGUAUUCUUCUUGAGUGUUCUCGUCGUAACCUAUGUAAUUAAUGAUGGGAAAUCAAAUUGGCUCGAAGGCAGCAUGCUUCUGGGACUUUACGUCAUAAUUGCUCUUGCGUUUCUGGUGUAUCCUGACGAUGUGGGCCCGAAAUAA